CCGGCUUGUGAGGUGCGGCUGCGUAGGCCAUGUGCUUGCCUAACCACACCUGCCAUCUCAGCCUUCCACCGUCACCGUUUGUUACCUGGACCUUCCUCCAAGCUCCCCCUCCAUCCAUCCACACCUCAUCCCAAACCACCAGCAUCCACGCAAUCCCCGAACCACGACAACCUCAACUCCGACGACAUCCAAGCCAUUGACCUUGCCGACCCGAAUACUCCUCACUAUCCUCUAGGAACUACACAACACACAACACCGCCAAGAUGUUUAUGGCAAGAUCUGAAUACGACCGAGGAAUCAACACCUUCUCCCCAGAAGGCCGCCUCUUCCAAGUCGAAUACUCCCUCGAGGCAAUCAAGCUCGGCUCCACGGCCAUCGGCGUCGCCACCGCAGAGGGCGUCGUCCUCGGCGUCGAGAAGCGCGUCACCUCGACCCUCCUCGAGACCUCGUCCGUCGAAAAGAUUGUCGAGAUUGACCGCCACAUUGGCUGCGCAAUGUCCGGCCUCCAGGCCGACGCCCGCUCCAUGGUCGAGCACGCCCGCGUCGAGUCCCAGUCCCACUCCUUCAACUACAACGAGCCCCUCCGCGUCGAGUCGUGCACCCAGGCCAUCUGCGACCUCGCCCUCCGCUUCGGCGAGGGCGCCGAGGGCGAGGAGACCAUCAUGUCCCGCCCCUUUGGCGUCGCCCUCCUCAUCGCCGGCUACGACGAGGACGGCCCCCAGCUCUUCCACGCCGAGCCCAGCGGUACCUUUUACCGCUACGACGCCAAGGCUAUCGGUUCCGGCUCCGAGGGUGCGCAGGCUGAGUUGCAGAACGAGUACCACAAGUCCCUGUCAAUUACGGAUGCCGAGACGCUGGUGCUCAAGACGCUCAAGCAGGUCAUGGAGGAGAAGCUCGAUUCGAAAAACGUCCAGCUCGCGAGCGUAACGAAGGAAAAGGGCUUCAGAAUAUACACGGAUGAGGAGAUGGCCGCUGUGGUGGAGAGACUCCCUGCGAACUAAGGGAAGGGAGGUCCGUGGUGUUUGAAAGAGGAUAUAGGGUGCAAUCUCGCGGUCUCGGCGACUCGGGAAGAAGUGAAAGAACACACUUGAGCCAAAGAAAGAGGUAGAGAGCGCAAAAAAAGAGAGAAAGCGGGAGACCCAGAAAUCAUCCGAUUACGAAACUUGGAACCUGACGCAUAGACGAAUUUCCUCCCCGAAAGUGUAUCAUUAUUGUACUCAACGUGACGAUGGCUUCAUUCUCCGAAUCUCAUAUAUGGCGGUGGUGCUUUGAGUGGGC
Molecule: messenger RNA, 1278 nt
Organism: Colletotrichum scovillei
Lineage: Eukaryota; Fungi; Ascomycota; Sordariomycetes; Glomerellales; Glomerellaceae
Product: proteasome A-type and B-type
Exons: 3
Coding region: 264-1001 (245 amino acids)
Biological process (GO): proteasome-mediated ubiquitin-dependent protein catabolic process
Cellular component (GO): proteasome core complex, alpha-subunit complex; nucleus; proteasome core complex
Source: RefSeq, a predicted model, not a curated record